Molecule: messenger RNA, 972 nt
Organism: Symbiodinium sp. CCMP2592
Lineage: Eukaryota; Dinophyceae; Suessiales; Symbiodiniaceae
Source: the annotation of a GenBank genome assembly
AUGGCGCAUCGCUGCUCCGCGCCAUUAAGUCAGACUUCACUGGGCGAGUUUCUUCGGACAUUCCGAAGACGUGCCGGAGAGCGUGGCAUCACAGGGCCUUGCGAAAUCAUUAACGUCCUGGCUCGCGCGGCCUGGGAUCUACCUCUGCCCGCGCCGUGGCGCGAGGAGACCAGCAGUACCGGAGCAGUUUACUUCUGGAACGAAGUGCGGGGGGCGGCAAUGUGGCAGCAUCCGCUGAUGGAGGCUUUUCUGUCAGCUUUGGAGUCGAUGGUGGAAGUGGUUCGGGAAUCUGCUUCAAUCUCGGACGUCGUCGUGGCUCUGGCUGCCCACUUGAAAGCCAGCGAUGAGGUCGCCGCUGCCAAACUGGACGGCUGGUCCAGUCAUCUGCAAGAUGGCGUGGAGUACUUCUUCAACGAGGCGACGGGCCAAAGCUCCUGGGAGAACCCUGCCACUUCUGCGCAGAGUGAGCUCCAUGCACAAUACUGGCUGGCAGCACGAUUCCUCACGCACUUCUAUGGGGACGUGGCAGAGUUCGAGGAGAUGCCUGCAAUGGCAGGCGCUGCAGUCGGACCCCUCCUGGCCACCCUUAGCCGCCUAGAACCUCCGGAGGAGGUUCAAGACUACGCCGAGUGGAUCAGGGCCUCAUUGUCCAGCAGCUUACCAGCUUCAGACUUGCCUCCACGUCCGACCGUGCGCACACGCCCACCGCUGCCUCCGCUUACAGCGUUGCCUCUGAACGGCACCAGGGGUUCCGGCCCGUUGCCGCAUGUCCGCUGCGGUGCCGCUAGGCCUGCAGAGGCCCGGGAGGUCGAGCUCCCAGUCCUCCACAGAUCGGCCACAGCAAGCGGGCGGCUGGAGCGAAGGAGACUUCGGGGCCAAGCAGAGUUUCAAGCUGUGCUCGGAAGCCACGUUUCGGUGUCUUUAGGGAGCGGGCGUAAUCCCUUCCCCCUCAUAUUAAUCGUCUGUUUUUGA